This is a messenger RNA of Oryza brachyantha (malo sina), 1918 nucleotides long. RefSeq names its product adenine/guanine permease AZG2. Bases 37 to 1665 code for a protein of 542 amino acids. The record is from RefSeq and is a predicted model, not a curated record. Gene Ontology annotation, cellular component: plasma membrane. Gene Ontology annotation, molecular function: purine nucleobase transmembrane transporter activity. Gene Ontology annotation, biological process: transmembrane transport. NCBI's taxonomy places the organism in Eukaryota, Viridiplantae, Streptophyta, Magnoliopsida, Poales, Poaceae. The transcript has a single exon.
AGGAACGAAACACAUCAUCACAAAAUUUCUUCUGAGAUGAAGAGCUCGUCGCCGUGGCAUAAGCUCGCCGACGCCGAGGCCGCCGUCAACCGCGCCGUGGCGGCGACCCGCGUCGGGAGGUACUUCAAGCUGGAGGCGCGCAAGAGCUCCUUCACCAAGGAGCUCCGCGCCGGCGCCGCCACGUUCCUCACCAUGGCCUACAUCAUCUCCGUCAACGCCGCCAUCCUCACCGACUCCGGCGGGCCGUGCACCGUCGGCGACUGCACGCCCGUGGUCGUUGGCAACUCCACGGCCACGCCCGGGCCGGAGUGUACCGUGGGGUCUAACCCUGGGUACGAGCAGUGCCUUGGGCGCGCCAAGAGCGACCUGAUCGUCGCCACGGCGGUGGCCGCCAUGGCCGGGUCGUUCGCCAUGGGCGCGCUCGCGAACCUCCCGCUGGGCCUUGCCCCCGGGAUGGGCGCGAACGCCUACUUCGCGUACAACAUGGUCGGCUUCCAUGGCUCCGGUUCGAUUCCUUACGGCACGGCGCUCGCCGGCGUGAUGGUUGAGGGUAUUGUGUUCUUCGCGCUGUCGGCCGUCGGGCUCCGGUCGAGGCUGGCGCGGAUGAUCCCCCGCAACAUCCGCCUCUCCACGGCGGUCGGCAUCGGCCUGUUCCUGGCGUUCACGGGGCUUCAGGCUCACCAGGGCGUCGGGCUCGUCGGCGCCAGCCCGUCGACGCUGGUCACGCUCGCCGCGUGCUCGGAGACCGACCCGGCCACCGGCGCCUGCAUCGGUGGCACCAUGCGGAGCCCGACGUUCUGGCUCGGCGCCGUCGGCUUCCUCAUCACGGCCACCUGCCUAGCCAGGGACAUCAAGGGCGCCAUGAUCUACGGCAUCGUGUUCGUCACCGUCGUGUCGUGGAUCAGGGGCACCGCAGUGACGGUGUUCCCGGACACGGCGGCGGGGAAUGCCGGCUUCGACUACUUCAAGAAGGUGGUGGACUUCCACAUGAUCAAGACCACCGCCGGGCAGCUCAGCUUCGGCGGCCUACGCCACGGCAACGCGCUGCUUGCCGUGUUCACGCUCCUCUACGUCGACGUCCUCGCCACGACGGGGACAAUGUACUCCAUGGCCGAGUACGGCGGGUUCACGGACGGCGCCGGCGGGUUCGACGGCGAGUACAGAGCGUUCCUCGUCGACGCCGGCUCGACGGUGCUGAGCGCCGCGCUCGGGAGCACCACGGUGACGACCUACAUCGAGUCGACGGCGGGGAUCCGCGAGGGUGGCCGGACGGGUGUCACCGCCAUCACCGUCGCGGCGUGCUUCCUGGCGUCGCUCUUCUUCGGGCCCGUGCUGACGAGCGUCCCGCCGUGGGCCGUGGGCCCGUCGCUGGUGCUCGUCGGCGCCAUGAUGAUGCGCGUGGCCAGCGACAUCGAGUGGGCGGACAUGAAGGAGGCCAUCCCGGCGUUCGUCACCAUGGCGCUGAUGCCGCUCACCUUCUCGAUCGCCAACGGCAUCAUCGCCGGCCUGGGCGUCUACGUGGCGCUGCACUGCUACGACUGGACCAGGCUCGCGUGGCGCAGGGCGAGCAGGGUGCUCGACGAGCGGCGCAACCAGAUCGCCGCCUCCUCCACCAGCGAGGCCGGAGGAGGUGGCAUCCCGGCGGCGGCGGCGCACGAGGUGUGAAACCCAUCUGCGACGCCGCCAUUGGUCAGCGCGAAGUCGUAGGCGAGUCGACUACUAGUCAGGUUUUUAGUUUUUGUGUAAUACGUUGCCAAGAUCCAGCGGAAUUUCUGUGGUUGGAAAAAGGAAAUGGGAAACGGGCUCUGGGGGAUUCUCGGUGAUGUAAUGUAAAGAGAUGUCUGUACUUUGACCAUCAUAUCAAAGUGCCCAUUGAUUCCCCUGGCUAGCACGUUUUUUCUGCCUGACAUAUCUCAAA